This is a messenger RNA of Soboliphyme baturini, 993 nucleotides long. Lineage: Eukaryota; Metazoa; Nematoda; Enoplea; Dioctophymatida; Soboliphymatidae. The record is from the annotation of a GenBank genome assembly.
AUGGCCGCGAUGUUUGAUGAAGGCAAGACGUUGCACUGUCUGGCUUCGGUAUUCGAUUGGGACCUAGAGGAUGUGUCUAAGACAGUGACCUGUUCAGUACCAGACCGAGCCGCGUUCGUUGAACGUUCCCUGGCGAAAUUGAAAAUGUUGCAGAAUGAAAUCGAUGCUGGAGCCCCGUCUGACGAUUCGAAAGAUAGUUCUGUCGAUUGUUCAAACAGCGAUGAACGGAAGCAACAGAUUUUAAUACUUAAGACACUUGUUGAAUAUUUGAAGUGUCACUCGACCUCGUCGUUCAACUCGAUGCCUCCAGAUAUUGUGAAGUUUCUGCCAUACUUAUGUUACUUCGAAAACGAGGCUACGGACACGGAGUUGAAGCAGAAUUGUCAUGCUGUGCUGAUCUACGGCCUCGGUCGUUGUCUGCUCUCACCGACCAACAUCGACCUGCUCUUGACCUACUGUUCCCAGGUCGCGAAAAACAAGUGGUGGAAGGCGCGGGCGUCGCUGCUCUACUUCCUUCAAGUGAUCGUCAUAUCAAAUCUGUUCCAUUUCUGUCACCCAACACAUCAGAAGCGCGUUCAGGAGUUGGUAUUUGACUUGUUGAAGGAUUGCCAGAUCGAAGUACGUGAAGUGGCUUCCACCGCGUUGUGCACGUUUUUUCUGUGCCGCUUCUUGGUGCCGACGCAGGAUAUCAUGGACGAAUUCAAGCGUUGGGCCUCUUCUUCAUCGACGCUCACCCGCCACUCCGGGGUGCUUGGUAUGUCGUCGAUCAUCCUGUCUCUGCCGUACAGUGUCAGCAGCUACUUGCCCAGCGUCAUAGAGGCUCUUUGUCAGCACGUACAUGGGAAGCCGCCGAUCAGCACUUCUGUCAAAAAGACCUUGUCUGAGUUUAAAAGAACUCAUGUUGACAGUUGGCCCGAACACAUGCGAGCGUUUAAUGAAAGCCAGCUGUCCGCAUUAACCGACGCCCUGGUGUCGCCAAGUUACUACGCUUAA